This is a messenger RNA of Enterobius vermicularis (human pinworm), 201 nucleotides long. NCBI's taxonomy places the organism in Eukaryota, Metazoa, Nematoda, Chromadorea, Rhabditida, Oxyuridae. The record is from the annotation of a GenBank genome assembly.
AUGCCUGGAUCGUUACCUUACCAGUUACGAUUUUGUGGUGAAAAAAUCGAGAAAAGGCAUGAAUGCCUGGCAACGGAGGUCAAUGCAGUUCAAGGACGAAUGGAAGGAGCAGAAGAGAAGGUAAUGAAAGACGUAUGCACUGGGAUGGUGAAAGUUCGGGUUAGGGACGAAUGUGUGGUGAUUGGAAAGACAAUGGAAUAG